Molecule: messenger RNA, 2585 nt
Organism: Neurospora tetrasperma FGSC 2508
Lineage: Eukaryota; Fungi; Ascomycota; Sordariomycetes; Sordariales; Sordariaceae
Exons: 4
Coding region: 1-2508 (835 amino acids)
Source: RefSeq, a predicted model, not a curated record
AUGAAGAGAACCGGCCACAGCCGUCCUUCACCCUCUUCCGCAAACUCUGGCCCAAAACUACCAAAACCCCAACCAAAACAAGAGCCUGACUCGGACAACAUCGCCAUGGGAGAUAUUCAGGACUCGGACCUUAUAAAGGCCCAACUCGCCAUGGACGCCUUGAGCGCCAGUCGGGCGACCCGCUCCAAGACCCAAGCACCACCAAAACCACCAACAAUCGAUCCGAGCACCGAAGCCCUUGAUGCUAGCGCUUAUAAGGUCUGGAAGGACCAAGAUACGGGCAAGUUACUGCCCACCUGCGGUGCACUCCUGCCUCCCGGUUAUGAACUGUCCGAUCAUCCCGAACUUCCUUGGAUAUGCCCAGUCAGAAGUUGUCGAGCCCUCUUACCGGGCCUUCCAAAUUUGGGCAGACAUUUUCUUGUGCUUCACCGUGCUUGUCGAUUAAACGAUAAUCUGGACGGCACCUUGACCGACCUUGGGAGAUAUGCCAACCCCACCCCUGGCAAUGGCAGAAGAUUUGGUGGUACCACUAAAUCCUGUAUCAUUGUAUCCAAAAAGUACAGGAGUCCUGCGGAAUCACCCAUGGUUGAACCUAAACCCUACACACCACAUGCCCACAGCAAAUCCCUGCCUGUACAGGAAGUCCCCAAGCGCGAGCUUCGUCGGCGGUCACCAAUCGAUGAGAGUGAAACCAUCCAGAUCUCAGCCAUGAGUGACGAUGAGCUUGACCCCCAGGAUGAGGCCAAGGGUGCUGUUGGUCCUUCCAACGAGGGGCCUACCGAGAAGAUAUUGGUAACCGCAAAAUCCGGACGUCCAUACAACAUGUGGCCUGUAUCGCGUGGAGCAAGAGAGAGUGAACCAUUAGCGGAACCCCAGAUAUCUCAAAACUAUGUCAAUCGAAUGUUGCGACAGCAUCGCAGAGGGAAAAGUUCCUCAACGGGUAGCUCAAUUGGAGAGACUAUCAUCAAGGAUAGUAGAGACUUGCAAGAAAUGCAUAACACAGAACGUACCAGCUCCCCAGCUCUUCAUAACGUUUGCGUAAACGACAACCAAGACGGGACUUUUAGCAUCGUUGAAGGCCGCAGCAAGACCGGUCCUCGUGUUGUGUCUAGGGGCCCAAUGAAUUAUGACGAGUCACCUUUGAGAGAGGCGCAUUUGCCCAACAAGGAACACAGGCGUGUUGUGGAGCCGGAUAUCUCGACCGACGAUGAUGAAAAUCAAAACAACGAAAUGCCGGGCCGGAUAAGCCAAAAGCGGACUCUCGACGAAAUAACAACAUCACCACCAACACCAGAACCAGGAGAGGAAGUUGGGCACCCCGAAAGACUGCGGCGAUAUAUCACCUCCCAGAUCGGGGGUAACUUUCCAGAAAUAGAGGAAACAGAACUGGAAGUUCUCCUCUCUCUACCCCGUCGGCGAGAUCUCAAGUUGAAGCACCCUCUUCCAGUCACUCACACACUCGCUCCUAAGCAGCUCACCGCAGUAGUUGCGCAACUUACUGGGCGCGAAGCCCCCAAGCCUUGUACUGCAUGUCGGCGCCGCGCAGGGCCUUUUAAGGGCUGUAUCACCAUUAUACCCAAGAUUAGCGUCAAGUUACGCAGGUUGGUCUCUGUUAGUUAUCGCAACGCUUGUGCCAACUGUCUUUACGGCAACACAUACAAUGCAUGCAGUAUCAAGCACCUGAACAAAACUGAAGAGCGCGCGACACGCGUGGUUGCGUUUGGAAAUGGUGGUGAUGUAGAAGAAGCAGGGGACGAAGCAGGGGACGAAGCAGGCGAUGAGGCAGAAGACGAAGCGGAUGAGGAGGAGGAGGAGGAGGAGAACGAGGAGGCUUACGAGUACGACGAGCAACUUGGCGCCACGGUCAUCCGGCGCUCGCAAAGAUUUCCUAGUAUUGCUGCUGCGGAAGAGAGCGAGGCAGAUGUGGACGGAGUACCGUCGCCACGAAAUGUGAUCACUCUCAAGGACCCAUCGCCGACUUGCGCUUCAGCUAGCUUGGAUGUCGCAGAAGAGGAACAGGAAGAUGUCGAGUAUCGCCGGGCCAGCAAGCGUCUCCGGACGAGGGAACAAACCGCCGUACCGACCUCAAUUCAGGCCACUGCUGCUUUUGCUUCGUCUUUGUUGGUGUCUAAGGAGGAUCUCGUAACCGAAGACUGGGAAAGAGGUUCAAGAGGGGUUCUCCCCAGGCGGCGCCACCCAUCGGAAAACCUCGUCUACUCCUCCUCGUACCUCUCAGCCAACCAGACCAUCCAGAUAUGCAAAUCGACCACCCUGACAGCACUCACCAUCACCUCGGGUAGCACUCAGCGGCUGCCCGCCGACCAAACCCGCACCCGAAUAUGCACCCUCGUCAGCGGCAAGCUAAGGGUGAUACUGAACGAUGGCGAAGACGAGUUUACUGUUGGCCCACGUGGUGUGUUCAAGCUCAGCCCAGGCGCGACGUGCUUGCCGGAGAAUGGGUGUUAUCUGAACGCGGCGGUGCAUGUAACUGCUGUGGCUGAUCGAUAGUUAUUUCCGGUCGGUGCUCGGAAGAAAGAGUGAAACGAUAGGGUAGAUAAGGUAGGUAAACAUGUGGCUUGGGGAUG